Elaeis guineensis (African oil palm) is the source of this 1867-nucleotide messenger RNA. RefSeq names its product polyadenylate-binding protein 2. Lineage: Eukaryota; Viridiplantae; Streptophyta; Magnoliopsida; Arecales; Arecaceae. Gene Ontology annotation, molecular function: poly(A) binding. The record is from RefSeq and is a predicted model, not a curated record.
UUUAUCUUUUUUCGCCUCUUAUCCCUUUAUUUAUGCCUCUAUUCAUGGUUCAAGUAGCAAACUGAUACAGUGAAGGUGGGUCUCAAACUGAUAGAAUGACAGUGUUUUAGGUUUGGCGCUUAACACUGGGGAAAGCCACAAAGGAUUUGCAUAUGGUUAAUUGAAUUUUGGAGCAUGAGAACAUUGACUAAAGCAAAUUUUUUAAUUAAAAUAAUUGAAUGUAGAGGAGGGGGAGGGGUUCAUAUAGUUGUUAACUUUGUUACUUUUGUUUGACUAGGAUAAGUAGAGGCUACCUUCACUGAUAACCUGAUCAUGUGGAUAAAAUUUAGGUAGUCCAGAUUUAAGGCAAUAACACAAUAUUAAGGUAUUAAAUUCUUUACAUGUACAAAGGGUGGGGCAGCUGACUAACUCUCCACACUGUUAUUCUUCCUCGUCAAUUUAUUUUGUCUGAUGUACUUUAAUUUAUUGAAGAUAUUGAAAUCCAUAUCUAUACUAGGACUGUUGAUCUGACAGCAAAACUAAAUAGCUCUCUCUCUCUCUCUCUCUCGCCCUGUCUCUCCAAUUCAAACAAUCCCAUGUUAGAUAGAUCUGAAUACUGGUAUAAGAUGUUAUUAGUACCACCAAGUUUUGAUCCCUUGCAAACCCAUGCAUAUAACUUGGACACAAAUAUGUUUGGAUGAGCAAAAGAUAUGCAUUUUUUUGUUCAAACAAAUAAACCUGAGUGAUACUGUGGUAACAGAGCUCAAAAUACUUGAUAUUAUACCAACUUUGGGCUGAAAACAUCUUAUACAUAAGGAGUUAUGCUAAGAAUUUUGUGACUGUACAAAGUAUCUAAGUGUUUUUGCUAAAUUUUGAAAUUUUAGCUUUAAUAUACAAUAUUACAAUUUCCUUCUCUCUAAGCAGUUUCAGGAGGUUCUAUCAAGGUUGAAAUAAUACAGUUGGUGUAUAUGAAGAAUUUUAAGUUAUCUUACAAGUGUCUCAAGAUCACUGAGUAUUCUGAAUGCUGACACUCUGAAGAUCAACAGAACAUUCUUAGUGUCUGUGUCCCUAUAUUUUUAAUAUUUCACUACUGACAGAUCAACCCUGACAUUCUAUAUUGAAUGAGGAGACGGAUGAAGAGUUUGGUGUUUUGGAGGAGAGGCCGUGAUGGAGAAUGUGGAACCAUUUAGUGCAUGGGAUAUGAGCUAGUAGACUAUGCUUGCACUCCUGAGGAAGUCCAACAGCAUUUCCAAUCCUGUGGGACAGUGAACAGGGUUACAAUUCUAACAGACAAAUUUGGUCAACCCAAGGGAUACGCAUAUGUGGAGUUUGUUGAAGUAGAUGCUGUUCAGAAUGCUCUGCUGUUAAAUGAAUCAGAGUUGCAUGGUCGUCAAUUGAAGGUGUGUGCUAAAAGAACUAACAUUCCAGGAAUGAAGCAGUACCGGGGACGGAGGCCUAAUCCAUAUACAGCAUUUCGAUCCCGACGACCUUACAUGCCUCCCCCAUUUUAUUCACCUUAUGGAUAUGGCAAGGCUCCAAGGUUCAGGAGGCCCAUGCGCUACAGGCCAUACAACUGAAAUAGUUGUGUUUUGACUACACGGCAACGACUCCUAGAUUCUUGGAUCAGGAACAUGAUCAGAUUGAAAGCCAGAUUCUUAAUGUGUACCUCGAUAUAAAGAACCAUUCUACACACUUUAAUUAUCUUCUAUUGAUGGGAAUUUUAUUGUAACUUGGAAAUUGUUCAGGCUUUUGACCCAUCCAUUCUAACCAAUGAUUGCUCGGUUGUGGUAAAUACAACGUGGAGAUGUCACUAUAAUUAUUGUUGUAUCUGGAUCUAUGCAUGUUACGUGGUGCAUUAGCUUAGAAUGGUUAAUGUUUUUCCAGAGUA